AUGCGCGGAAACAAUUGUUUCGUCUGGGACGAGAAGUGCGAGGAGGCAUUCGAACAACUCAAACAGUAUCUUACAACUCCUCCCGUGUUAUCCAAACCCGAAGUCGGUGAUACGCUCUCUCUCUAUAUCGCCGUAUCCUCGACCGCAGUCAGCAGCGUCCUCAUCCGAGAGGAUCGAGGAGAGCAGAGGCCUAUCUUCUACACGAGCAAGCGAAUGACUGACCCAGAAACUCGAUACCCCACCCUCGAGAAGAUGGCCCUCACCGUUAUCACGUCAGCAAGAAAGCUCCGCCCUUACUUCCAGUCGCACACGAUUGAUGUACUAAUGAAUCAACCGCUCCGAACUGUAAUGCAAAACACAAAUCAGUCCAGACGGCUAUCGAAGUGGGCUAUCGAGCUCAGCGAGCACGACAUUGUGUUCAAGAAUCGAACAGCUUCAAAAUCUCAAGUCCUCGCUGACUUCCUAAUCGAGCUCGCGCCAGAACUCGAGCAAGACCUAAUCCUUCCAAGUCAAAAUUGGAUUCUCCACGUCGACGGAUCUUCGACAAACAAAGGAUCAGGAGCUGGGGUCCAGCUGCAAUCACCAACAGGAGAACUAAUCACGCAGUCGUUUAGCUUCGGCUUCGCCGCUUCGAACAACGAAGCGGAGUACGAGUUCCUGAUUGCAGGACUGCGACUCGCUAAGGCAGUCAAGGCAAAACGCCUCAGUGCGUACUGCAACUCGCCACUCGUUACCAGUCAUUUCAGUGGAGACUACGAUGCCCGCAACGAGCGAAUUGAUGUAUACCUUAAAAUCGUUCAAGCACUCGCCAAAGACUUCGAAUUCUUCGAACUCACCAAAGUCCCCAGAGGAGAGAACGUGUGUGCUGACGCCCUCGCUGCCCUAGGUAGCAGAUUGCGCGAUCAAGUGAAACGGACAAUUCCUAUCCACAAGAUCGACGAACCAAGCAUCGACCUCCCCCCUAAUGAGAUGACUAUCAUAGCACCAAUAACCGAAGCCAUCCCCAUGGACCAAGAUCCCGAAGCGGAUCCGACCGACGCCACCGACUGGAGGACAGAACUUAUUGACUACUUGGCCGAUGGGAAGCUACCUUACGAAAAAUGGAUUGCAAGACGACUCAAGACAAGGAGUGCCCACUACGUUGUCCUGGAUGGAGAGCUCCAUCUAUGGACCGCAACCAAGGUGCUUCUGAAGUGCAUCAACGGUGAGGAGACGCACCUUGUCAUGGCAGAAACGCAUGAAGGCGCCGCAUGA
This is a messenger RNA of Brassica napus (rape), 1254 nucleotides long. RefSeq lists its product as uncharacterized. Gene Ontology annotation, molecular function: RNA-DNA hybrid ribonuclease activity; nucleic acid binding. The record is from RefSeq and is a predicted model, not a curated record. Bases 1 to 1254 code for a protein of 417 amino acids. The transcript has a single exon. Lineage: Eukaryota; Viridiplantae; Streptophyta; Magnoliopsida; Brassicales; Brassicaceae.